This is a messenger RNA of Penicillium cinerascens, 1662 nucleotides long. RefSeq lists its product as uncharacterized. The coding region runs from base 1 to 1662 and encodes 553 amino acids. Gene Ontology annotation, biological process: transmembrane transport. NCBI's taxonomy places the organism in Eukaryota, Fungi, Ascomycota, Eurotiomycetes, Eurotiales, Aspergillaceae. The transcript is spliced from 4 exons. Gene Ontology annotation, molecular function: transmembrane transporter activity. The record is from RefSeq and is a predicted model, not a curated record.
AUGGAGGAUUCAACCGCGCAAGAUUGGCACGAACGCGACAACAAAAAUGGAGUUGUCAGUGAAGAGAGUAUUGGGAGUGAAAUCAAGUUCUCCAUUUCAAAACAGGAUGUUUUAAUUCUCCUCGCGAUGGCCAGCUUGAGCUUGAUGGCCGCGCUGGAUGGGACAUCUAUUUCUGUGGCUUUGCCGACCAUGGCCCAUGAUUUAGGUGGCAGCGCAAUCGAAGCAUUUUGGACGGGAACCUCAUUCACACUUUGUUCCGCAGUCUUUCAACCAGUAUUCUCGUCAUUAUCCGACUUGUUCGGUCGGAAACCAUUGAUUGUUGUCGCGAUAGCAUGGUUUACCAUUGGAGCAAUUGUGGCUGGGGUCUCCACUAACUUCACGCAUAUGCUCAUCGGUCGGUCGCUCCAGGGAAUCGGAGGUGGUGGGAUUAUCACCCUCACUGCGAUAAUCAUCGCCGACAUUGUGCCUCUCAGUCAUAGGGCAAAAUACUUUGGAAUGCUCAGCGCGAUAUGGAGUUUAGGAACAGUGAUAGGGCCCGUCAUUGGGGGUUGCUUUGCAGAGAACGUCACAUGGCGCUGGAUCUUCUAUAUCAAUUUUCCCUUCAUUGGAAUCGGGGCGGUCUUGGUUGCUUGGUCGUCCAGCUUUCGGGCCGGAAAGGGCUCUUUCGCUAAACAAGUGCGAAAGAUUGAUUUCGUUGGAAUCGCCCUGUUCAUUCCAAGCUCUGCUUCAUUCUUGAUACCGCUGACUUGGGGAGGUGUCUUAUAUCCCUGGGAUUCGUGGCACACAUUGGCCCCAUUGAUCAUCGGAGUAAUCGGAUUCUGUGUAUUCGCGAUCUACGAAUGUAAAUUCGCGUUGCAACCAAUGAUACCACCGGCAAUCUUUCACAACCGAACAGCCCUCAUAUCCUUCGCAGGUUAUGCGGCCGUCGGCCUACUCGUCUGGUGCACUCUAUAUUUCCUUCCGCUCUACUACGAAGCCGUGAAGGGAUUCAAGCCCAUAAUGACCGGAAUUGCUCUUUUCCCCGAGACAUUCACCGUCGCGCCGAGCGGAGUAAUUGUCGGGCUUCUCAUCAGUCGAACGGGUCAGUACUACUGGGCCGUCUGUACCGGAUGGUGCAUUUCGACCAUUGGAAUGGGCUUGCUGUGUCUAUUGGAUGCAAACAGCGGAACCUUGACCUGGAUUUUCUUGAAUCUCGUGCCGGGCAUUGGUAUCGGAAUGGUCCUUCCCUCUGUCGCACUAGCAGUGCAGGCAUCGGCAACGUCUAAAAACCUAGCGAUUGCUGUCGCCACAUCGACUUCAUUCCGAGGCUUUGGACAGUCCAUCGGCGUGGCGAUCGGUGGCGUCAUAUUUCAAAAUCGAAUGAAGAGCAAUCUACUGCAAUACCCUCGCCUACGGUCGUUGGCAGAUAAAUACAGCGGUGAUGCGGCGAGCGCGGUGGAGUUGAUCAGAGCAAUGACUGAUGGCCAGGUUAAGGAGGAUCUGAAGCAGGCUUAUGCUGAUAGUUUGAAGAUUGUGUGGGCGUUUUGCUGUGGUGUUUCGGGACUGGUAUUUUUCAUCAGUCUCUUCACCGAGACUUAUGAUUUGAAUCGCAUCCUUGUUACAAAACAGGGCACUGAGAUAGAGGAGAUAUGUGAGCGGGAGAAUGAGGUUGUUGAUAAUUGA